Molecule: messenger RNA, 1043 nt
Organism: Bemisia tabaci
Lineage: Eukaryota; Metazoa; Arthropoda; Insecta; Hemiptera; Aleyrodidae
Product: tubulin alpha chain-like
Biological process (GO): microtubule-based process
Cellular component (GO): microtubule
Molecular function (GO): structural constituent of cytoskeleton; GTP binding
Source: RefSeq, a predicted model, not a curated record
CACUUUCGUCACAAUAUGCCAACAACGGAACAAUAUUUCGGAACAAUAUGCCACUGGCCUCCAAACACCAACCUCAACAGGCUCAUUGGUCAAAUCGUCUCCUCCAUCACAGCUUCCCUCCGAUUCGAUGGUGCCCUUAAUGUUGACUUGACUGAGUUCCAGACUAACCUGGUCCCAUACCCACGUAUCCAUUUCCCUUUGGUCACCUACGCCCCUGUUAUUUCUGCUGAAAAGGCUUACCAUGAACAGCUGUGUAUUGCUGAGAUCACCAAUGCCUGUUUUGAGCCUGCCAACCAAAUGGUCAAGUGUGACCCCCGUCACGGCAAAUACAUGGCCUGUUGUAUGCUGUACCGAGGAGAUGUUGUGCCCAAAGACGUCAAUGCUGCUAUCGCAACCAUCAAGACCAAGAGAACCAUCCAAUUCGUUGACUGGUGUCCCACUGGGUUCAAGGUUGGUAUCAACUACCAACCACCCACCGUUGUUCCGGGUGGAGAUCUUGCCAAGGUCCAGAGAGCCGUGUGCAUGUUGUCCAACACCACCGCCAUUGCUGAAGCUUGGGCCCGUCUUGACCACAAGUUCGACCUGAUGUAUGCAAAACGCGCCUUCGUUCACUGGUACGAUCUAUAGGGGAAUUCGAUAACCAAAAUCGCUAAUUAGCAGAAAAGACGAUAGGUGGUGGAGAGGUAUCGAAGUUCGAUAAUAUCAGGGCGCAGGGGCGCCAACAAAGGCGAAACCGAUGUUGUUUCGGAUUGAGCCGGAUUGGGUGUCGUCGUCUCCUCUCUCUUGUGCGGCAAUCUCCCUGGGGUCCGUAUGGCCUGGAGAACCCUUUUUGGUAGAGUUUGGGAGAUCGUUUUGUGAAAGUGAGCGCUCAGCGCAAGGGACGAAACAACGGGGCCGGGGGAAACGGGGGCAACUCCGCGCGUACCCCGGCGGUGUCCGUCCUAGCUGCGGCCCGUUGCAGCAAUCCCGGGGCGCCGAGCAGAUACCCGCCACCCAGGGCGGCGAGCGAGGCGCUCUCGAAGCGUGCACGGUAGGACCCGAAA